AUGGCCGCUUCAAUCGAAUCUCCGGCCCAGUUCGAACGCGACCUGCGAAGCGCCAACCAAGAUUUCAAAAGAUCAAAGGAUUCACGGUCCAAGUGGUCCAACGGAGCUCGUCCUCUGGCCGGGUGCCAUCUCGACUGGUAUACUCUUGACGCUGUUGGCGGAACUGAGCAACAGCGAGCCAUGACACGGCCUCGGGCCAGAAACAGUGAGACUUCUCACUACAAGAAGCAUAUGCAGAACUUCAGCAAGUUCCGGUCACACUCGGAGUUCCCGCAAGGACGGCUGCGCUCGGCAGCUCGCGCCAAGGAACAGAUCAAAGAUCCUCUCAGCCGUUCCGUCAUGAAUAUGGCGCCAUCGCAAGACUUGUAUGGAGACAUCGCUGCCACUGAGGACUGGAAGUACAGCUUUGAUCGUGUUGAAAGCCCCGGCCGACCAAUGACUCUGGACAUAUUUGUCAAGACGACAACGGGUCGCGAGACGGAGCGUAUGGUCGAGAAGGAGUACGAAAUUCUCAAUGAGAAUGGUCAGGUUCUCAAGGGCCGCAAGGCACGCCAAAACCUACGCCAGGAAGGCGGCCGCGUUUCUGAAGAAGAUGGUUUCCAGCUCGUCUAA
Colletotrichum abscissum is the source of this 612-nucleotide messenger RNA. RefSeq lists its product as uncharacterized. The record is from RefSeq and is a predicted model, not a curated record. The coding region runs from base 1 to 612 and encodes 203 amino acids. Lineage: Eukaryota; Fungi; Ascomycota; Sordariomycetes; Glomerellales; Glomerellaceae. The transcript is spliced from 2 exons.